AAUCUCCUAUAGGAUUAGAACUUGAUAUUUAUUAUCCAGAAUAUGGUCUUGCAAUUGAACAGGAACAGGAUCAACUUAAGAAUGAAUUACGUGAAGAAAACUGGAUUGUUUUAAGAUAUGUCAGGUACUAUGAAGACCCAUAUAUAAUUAUUCCAGAACAUCUUUGA
Messenger RNA from Entrophospora candida, 167 nucleotides. NCBI's taxonomy places the organism in Eukaryota, Fungi, Glomeromycota, Glomeromycetes, Entrophosporales, Entrophosporaceae. The record is from the annotation of a GenBank genome assembly.